CAUUCAAAUCAUGGCGCACUGCGCGAUAUUUCUCGCCGCCUCGCCCCUGGCGCGGCGCUCGGCAGCCGCGAGAAUGUCGUCUUCCAUCUUUCUCCUCGGAAGACUGGUGCCGGCGCCGCGGCACGUUCACCAGGGAGUCGCAUUUCGGGCUCCGCCGACGAGAUUGCCCAGGCUCAGGACUGUUCGAUGUGAAUCACUUCCAAAGCAUCGGCUUUUUGUCACCGCCACUGCUGUUACACAAGCGCCUGCUCCAUCUCCAACCUCAUACGAUGCGGGAAAGAUACAGGUUUUAGAAGGAUUGGAGCCAGUAAGACGGCGUCCAGGGAUGUACAUCGGCAGCACUGGUCCUCGAGGUCUUCACCAUCUGAUUUAUGAAGUGCUGGACAAUGCCAUUGAUGAGGUUCAGGCUGGAUUCGCUACUCAAGUCGACGUUGUGCUUCACUCCGACGGCUCAGUCAGUAUUACAGACAAUGGCCGUGGGAUUCCAACUGAUGUCCAUCCAGCUACUGGAAAGUCUACUCUCGAGACUGUUUUAACGGUCCUUCAUGCCGGUGGUAAAUUCGGUGGUGAUGAGAGCGGAUAUACUGUAUCCGGUGGUCUUCAUGGCGUCGGCGUGUCAGUUGUAAAUGCGCUAUCUAAGAGGUUGGAAGCUACAGUCUGGCGCAACGGCCAGGAGUACCGACAGGUUUUUCAGCGAGGGAAGGCUGUUGGCAGCCUUACAACAAGAAGUCUUCCCAGAGAAAGCUCGAGCCGGACAGGGACUUGCGUGAAGUUCCUUCCUGACGACGAAGUCUUCACAACAACGACUGCAUUCGAUCCAAACAUCGUAUCUAGUCGUCUGAGAGAAGUUGCAUUUUUGAAUCCAGAGGUUACUAUUAAUCUCAAAGAGGAAAGUGCUACUACCGACGAGGUGUUUCAUUUUGGUGGUGGCCUCGUUGAGUAUGUAGAGUGGCUGAACCAGGAUAAGACGAAAAUUCACGAUCCAAUUUCUUUCAGUGUAGAAAAAGACGAUAUCUCUGUUAACGUCUCCAUGCAAUGGUGUUCUGAUGCCUACUCCGAUACAUUGCUGGGCUACGCAAAUAGCAUACGAACAGCAGAUGGUGGUACGCACCUAGAUGGCUUGAAAAUGGGCCUGACGCGUACUCUAAAUAUCCUCGGAAGGAGAAGCAAGGCAAUCAGAGAGAAAGGCGAUAAUUUAUCCGGUGAACAUGCUAGAGAAGGUCUCACUUGUGUCAUUUCGGUGAAAGUUCCCGAGCCGGAGUUUGAGGGUCAGACAAAGACACGCCUGGGUAACGUGGAAGUUCGUAAGAUUGUCGAGCAAGCUGUUAUUGAACAAGUGACUGAAUACCUUGAAUUUCGUCCCGACACGCUCGAGGCCAUCCUGUCGAAAGCUCUUCAGGCUUACAAGGCGGCUGAGGCUGCCAAGAAAGCGAGAGAAUUAGUGAGGCGGAAGAACGUUUUGAAAACGUCAACCUUGCCAGGAAAGCUUGCAGAUUGUACGUCCAGCGAUCCACGAGUGUCAGAAAUAUUCAUCGUUGAAGGGGAAUCCGCCGGUGGUAGCGCGAAACAGGGUCGCGACCGGGCGUUCCAGGCGAUACUUCCACUCAAAGGAAAAAUCCUCAACAUAGAAAGGAAGGACGAUGCUGCUAUUUACAAGAAUCAGGAAAUUCAGGACCUGAUAGUUGCUUUGGGACUUGGAACCAGGGGGGAGGAGUUUCAUAAAGACACUCUUCGUUAUCACAAGAUAAUUAUACUCACAGAUGCAGACGUCGAUGGUGCUCACAUACGAACGUUACUACUCACAUUUUUCUUCAGAUACCAGAGAGCUUUGUUUGAUGGCGGAUACAUCUACGUUGGCGUGCCACCCUUGUACAAGGUCGAGAGAGGAAAGCAUGCUCACUAUUGCUACAGCGAGAAUGAGCUGCAGGGAUUGUUGGGAACGUUUGCCGCCAAUGCUCCUUACAAUAUCCAAAGGUUUAAAGGUUUGGGCGAGAUGAUGCCUCUUCAACUAUGGGAUACGACAUUGGAUCCAUCCAAGCGAAUGCUCAAAAAGCUGACGCUAGAGGAUGCUGUGGAAGCAAGUUUUACCUUUUCUCGCCUCAUGGGAGACAAAGUGGAACCAAGGAAGGAGCUCAUCCUGAAAUCAGCAGCUCAGUUCAAACAGCAGAACCUUGAUGUCUAAACAGUCGCAUCCUGCGUUUUCUUCGACCAAAUGCAAUUUGUGUGAUGUGGGUGAAGCUUCUAUCGGUGCUUGAAAAGUUCCACGCAUAAUCUUCUCCUGCUUUUUGUUUAAAGUCGGCAUUCAUUCUCGCCUUGAAAACGCUUGCUGCCUUUUUUUAGUGUAUGGAACCGUGAACGAAUCAAUGCGUGCUCAUUUCAAAGUGUUACAAGGAAGGAAUAUGAUCACCACGGAUCCGGCAGCAGAAGGUGAAACAUCCACCAAGAUGCGAAGAGGAAGAGAAAGAAGAGCAUGUUGCCACCAUGAUUGAGGACUGAUUGAGAAGAGACAACCAGAUAACAACACGAGGAAGAGAAUCAACCCGCAAAGCAAAACAAGGAUUUCUUCGCCGAGGCAUUACUUCGAGGUGGUGGUAUUGUCGCGAUCAACGUUAGACAACUCGAAAGACUGUAAAGUAUGGCAAGAUCGAGCAAGCACGACAGUUUGGACGGCUACGAACAAACGUUAAAAAGGGUGAAAAAGCGUUGCAAA
Molecule: messenger RNA, 2710 nt
Organism: Selaginella moellendorffii
Lineage: Eukaryota; Viridiplantae; Streptophyta; Lycopodiopsida; Selaginellales; Selaginellaceae
Product: DNA gyrase subunit B, chloroplastic/mitochondrial
Exons: 23
Coding region: 11-2182 (723 amino acids)
Biological process (GO): DNA topological change
Cellular component (GO): chromosome
Molecular function (GO): DNA binding; DNA topoisomerase type II (double strand cut, ATP-hydrolyzing) activity; ATP binding
Source: RefSeq, a predicted model, not a curated record